This is a messenger RNA of Helobdella robusta, 426 nucleotides long. RefSeq lists its product as hypothetical. Bases 1 to 426 code for a protein of 141 amino acids. NCBI's taxonomy places the organism in Eukaryota, Metazoa, Annelida, Clitellata, Rhynchobdellida, Glossiphoniidae. The transcript is spliced from 5 exons. The record is from RefSeq and is a predicted model, not a curated record.
AUGAUCAAAUUACUACCAACACCUGGUUCGACAAUCGCCCAAGGAGAAAAUAUACUUGGAAGAGUCCCGGAGACAAUAAACAUCAUAGAAAUCACUGAAAAAAGGGCUUGUACAGUUUCUGGAUGCAUAAAAGCUAAAUUCGGUGAAGCAAUCUUAGAGAAAGAAAAACGCUCCUCAAUGAAUUUUGAAAACAGAUGGGUCUUGAGAUCCGCUCUGAACUUCGCAAGUGAUGGAGAAGUAGUCAGAGAAGUAGCCAAUGCAAGAGAACAAGAUAUGGAGAUAUAUGAGAAAAGAAAGGGGCACGAGCAACUAGACGAGCAGCAGAAUGGGAUAGUUGUUGAAGAAAUUGAAUGCCUUGAUGAAUUUGGCAUUGAAAAAGUGACAGAAGUUUUAAAUCAGCUGUUAAGUGCAAAUAAAAAGUCGUGA